Ustilago hordei is the source of this 672-nucleotide messenger RNA. RefSeq lists its product as uncharacterized. Lineage: Eukaryota; Fungi; Basidiomycota; Ustilaginomycetes; Ustilaginales; Ustilaginaceae. The transcript has a single exon. Gene Ontology annotation, biological process: maturation of SSU-rRNA from tricistronic rRNA transcript (SSU-rRNA, 5.8S rRNA, LSU-rRNA). The record is from RefSeq and is a predicted model, not a curated record. Gene Ontology annotation, cellular component: nucleus. Bases 1 to 672 code for a protein of 223 amino acids.
AUGUCCGCUCAACCUUCAAGUAGUGCCGCCGUCGCAAUGGACGACCAGCCAACUCCACAGCAACUCCUCUUUGCCAAAUCCAUCAUGCUCACCUUUGAGCUUUGGCCAGCGAUGCGUCUCGCCGUCUCCGAAGAAUGGGGAGGCUCUGACUCGGCCGACAAGCGCGACUUCCUUCUUUCUCAUCUCUGUGAUCAAUACGGCAACCCUGGCUCCGCUUUCGAACCAGAUCUCGACGAUCUCGCAGACAUCCUCGAACACUACAUGAUUGACGAGUUCGAAGCUCGUCUCGAAGAUGGAUCUCCAGACUGGGUCGCUGGCCGUAUCGUCGGGCUGCAUCGCGUCAUCUUUGCUCCCGGAGAUGACUUUGCUCGUGCCCAAGCAGCUGUGGCAGAGCUCGAGAAGGCGUAUGAGGAGCUAAAGGGCAAGAAGGCAACUUUCGAACAGGGGCCAAACCAGGAUGGAGAGGUGGACGGAGGGCACAGCGACGAUGAAGAUAUGCAAGCUGCGAGGAGUAUGGUUCAGUCACAUGGCGGGAUCAUGGAGGCUGACAGGCAAGGUGCGAGGGUUGACUUGGAGCAGGCUCAGGCAAGAGCGGCGCCCAGGGAAGCUCAGCAGCCGAUCAUUGACGAGGACGGGUUCGAGACUGUUGUUUCGAGGAGGCGACGCAAGUGA